Prorocentrum cordatum is the source of this 5046-nucleotide messenger RNA. NCBI's taxonomy places the organism in Eukaryota, Dinophyceae, Prorocentrales, Prorocentraceae. The record is from the annotation of a GenBank genome assembly.
AUGGCGGCGUCCUUGGCAGAGACGGCACUCCCGAGUCAGGAAGAGAUCAUCACGCUUGGGCUGGCCACGGCAGUGGGGCCCAUCGCCGCCUGGGCCGGCCUCGCGGAGGAGUCCAUGGCGCAGUUGUCCGAGGUCUUGGGGUUCAGCUCUGUGCAGGACUUCAAGCAGGCACCGCCGCGCCUGCUGGCUGCGUGCCCGCCGGAUGCAUUCGAGGAGGCGCUCAAGGAGAUGGGCGCCUCGUUCCUCUCCAAGACUGGCGCGCGCCUUAUCUACAAGGUUGCGGUGGCGCUGUGCACGGCCAAGGUCUCUUCGGAGGCCAGGCCGACCGAGGGGGCGACGACCAUCAACGCGAAGAAGAAGCUGAAGCUCGCGCACCUCAUCGACAGCACGGACGACACGGAGAUCAAUGCGCCCGAGACGGACCAGGUGACACAAUGGUUCGAGAACUACGCGGAGCUCAGGCACGGGGAGCCGCUCGAGCACCACGAGCCGACCCCGGACCAGAUCGCAGCGCUCCACACCCGCGUUGUGGAGCUGAAGGCGGAGCCGUACGCGGACUUCUCGCUGCUCACCCCCUACGGCCGCCGCGUGGCCAAGAUCCUCCGCCACCGGAGCUGGUUCCUCCAGGAGGACGGCUCGUACAAAGCCAUGGAGGUACCAGGGCCCGCGAGCUUCGAGGUCUGGGAGAAGUGCUUCGACGUCUACGAGGUCAUCCUCCUCAUGCUCCGCUUUCCGCCGGCUGCGGAUGGCGACGGCCGCCCGCAGGUCGUGCUUACGCCAAUCGCGAUCGACGCCUACCGGGAGGCCUUCAAGCAGCUGUGCAAGGAGCACCCGGAGUGUUGGCACCUCUGCCAGCGCGCCGAGGACCGCUGCCGGGCGGAGCACUUCGCCAGGGUAGCGCGCAAGCUCCGGGACAAACACCGGCGCAAGCCUACUUGGAGCGAGGUUUUCCAGGAGGCUGCCUUGGACGACCGCUACUGGGACCGCGAAGUGCGGCAGCCGGUGCUGGGGUUUCUCGCCAGGAACAAACGCCCUCAGACGGACGGCGACGACGCUAUUUCAGCAGCGUCGCAGGAGCCCCCCGCGAAAAAGACGGUCUCCCAGAAGCGCCGGGAGAGGAAGCAGAAGCUGGUGGAGGCUGGGAGCGAGAGCAAUCCAUCGAAGGGCGGCAAGGGCGAGACACACCCCAGGAAGGACAAGCAGGGCCGAUACAUCACGACGCGGGAGGGGCAGGAGAUCUGCUUCAAGUACGCGAGCGGCGGCUUCGACAAAGGGGGGUGCACGGAAACAUGCCCAUCCAAGCGGGCUCAUGUCUGCCAGUGGUGCCUCCAGCCGCACUCCAACGGCAGUUGCCCGAUCAAGAAAGUCAAGGGGCACGAGAACCAGGUGGAGGUCAAGGGCGAGGAGGUCUACGUAGCGAAGCAGCAGGAGGAGGAAGCACAGCGAGCAGACCCAGAGGAACAAGAGGAUGUGCACGAGGAGAGCCACCGGGUCGGGGACUCGGAGGGCGCCGAGGCCGGGAGCGAGAGGAACCAGGUCGUCACCGACAGCGCUGCCCAACGUGCGGGGCAGACCAGAGCUGCCAGACGCCCGCCGGAUGGCGUGGCGCUUCCGGAGCCGAAGGCUGCCAGGGAGGCUGCAAACAAUGCAGCCCUUGGUGGGCUCCGAAACCCCAACCGGGCAGUCGCCAGAUCUGUCGGGCUCAGGCGGACGGGCGCUCGGAUCCGGAAGGUCCUCGACGAGGUGCCAGACCGCUCCUCGUUCAAAGAGGGCAUCAUUUCGGUCAUCGAACAGAUGGGCACGGACCAGUGCAGGGGCUUCAGCCUGGAGGCCGUCGAGUUCACCCAGGAGGCGCUCCGGAAGAAGUUCGGGGCUCCGCGUCCGGACCCUGGCACCGUCUUCGACCACCAGCUAUGGAAAUCGCUGCUGGGCGCGGCGGGGGAUCCAGAGACGGAAGUUCCGGGCUGGCUCCGGCACGGUUGCCCGACCGGCAUUGGAGAGUCGGAGGUUCGCACGUGCGGCAUUUUCCCGCCAGUGGACCAUGCCAGCGCAGCCAUAGAGAAGGCCAGGCAGUUUGCAGCCCUCCGGGUCGCGCAGCAGUGGAGGCACGACCUCCGCAAUAAUUACGCCAGUUUCUACGCCGACGGCGGCGCUCUGGCUGAGCAGGAGGUCCAGCGCAUCGAGCAGCGCGGCUACAUCGAGAUCAUCCGCGACUGGGACGAGGUACGCAGCAGGUGGCCGGACGCGACGGCGAGCAAAGUUGCGCUUCUCGUCAAGACGCGGGAGGACGGAUCGACAAAGGCCCGCAUCAUCAUCGAUCUCCUGCGUUCCGGGGUCAGCGGCGGAGUCGUCCUCCAAGAGCGUGUGGUUCUGCCCCGCUUGUCGGACCUCACGGCCGCUGUUCUCGACCUCGUGGAGAUCGACGUCAGGGCCGACUGGCACCCGGACGAGGAUUGGUACGAGCUGUGCACGGUGGACUUCGAGGACGCCUUCCACACCCUAUCGCUCCGAGCAGCCGACCGGGGGAAGAUGGUCUUCAAGACGGCGGCUGGCUGGGCAGUCUUCCGCCGCCUGUGCUGCGGGCUGGGCCAGGCGAUGUUCCAACCGCACGAGCUCAGAAUCCAGCGCUUUGUGGACGACCCCGCGAUCUGCACUCGCGGCCCCCCGCACCAGCGGAAGUGGCUCCUGGGCGCGCUCCUCCUGUUCUGGGCCGCGCUUGGUUUCAGGCUCAACUGGAAGAAGGCCGUUCGCGGGCAGGCCGUGCCCUGGAUCGGGGCACAAUUGGAGCUCCAGCGCCGGUGGUGUCAGAAGUGCCGCUGGCACGCGCGGGGCAUCCAGGUCACGCUGGCUCCGAAAAAGUGCCGGGAGAUCGUCGAGGCCGUCGACGCGAUCCACCGCUCGACGGGCGUCGUUCAUGUCAAGGAGGUUCGCAAGCUCGCCUGCCAGCUCUCGUGGGCCAGCGGUCUACUUCCUUGGCUCCGCGGGUUCAGCGCCUGCCUGUGGGCGGCGUUGGCGGCGCACGACCAGGAGCAUAAUGCGCGGGCCCUGAGGUUCUCGGCCAAGAAGCGGCCCGGCCAGCUCUUCUUUCUACUGCGAAUCCAGCAGGCGAUCACUUGGAUCCGUUUGCUGUUUGCCGGGCUCAUCCGGGAUCGCGAUGGCAAGCCGAUCGCAGUCCAAAGAUGGACUAUUGCGACAACCCGCCUAGCCGACCUGUCGGCGUGCAUCCGCACCGACGCGCCCCCGCACGGGUUCGGCGCGAUCUUGUUCGUCGAUGGGGCACCGCGCGCCUGGAUCGCCGAGGAGUGGGCGGACGCGGACCUCGAGCUGCUCCACGCAGACCGCGGGGGCCCAGCGUGGCAGGCCGAGUGGGAGUUGCUCGCGCUCCUGGUUGCCGUGGGUUGCUGGCUGCCGCGCCUCAAGGACGAGGCGCUCGCGCUGCUCCAGACGGACGCCACCGCGGCCCUCUUCAGCGCAGCCAGGCUGGCCGGCAGAACGCCGCACAUGAACGCCCUCGCGGCGGAGUUGGCGCUACGGUUCGAGAGCGCGAAUGUCCACGUCAGCCUGGAGCACGUCGCGGGCACGCUGAACUUCGAGUGCGACGCGCUGAGCCGGAUUUCGCAGGGCGCGGAGAUUCCGCGCUCGCUGAGGGCGGCCGUGCUGGAGGGCGCGGCGAAUGGCACAGGAGGCGCAGAAGGCGUUGGCCCGGCCGCCCGCGCUGCGUCGCCGGCGUCGGCGAGGGCCGGCUCUGCGGCCGCAUCGGGCGCGCAUCGUGCGCCUCGUAAGAGCAGGAAGGAUUUCCCAGACGUCAGGGCGACAAAACGCCCCUGCAGAGCAGAGGUGCUCGCGGCCGCCUCCACGAUCAAAGGACAGGAGGAGGUCCUCGCCAGGCUCCUGCAGGACACGUCAGCGGCCAGCAGCAAGCUUACCGCCGACUCGCCGUGGGCAACCUGGUCGGUAUUUCACCAGGCUUGGUUUGGCGAAGCGACGCCGCCCCUCCCGCUGAGCGCGGAGACGGUCUACGCUGUCGCCGCUUGCUUCAAGCAGGGGGGCCACCGGGGGUUCCCUGCAUGCAUGGCCAAGGCUAAGGCCCACGCCCUCGCCGGCUGGCCGUGGGAUGAGCAGCUGGACCUUGCUCGGCGGAAGGCCACGGCAUCGGUCCUCCGGGGCCUGGGCGUCGCGAGACAGUCAGCGCCCUUCGACCUCAACGCGGCGGUCGCGGCGGCGCGCGAGGGCAGCGCCCACCUGGGGCCGCUCGCGCCCGUGGGGUGGGUGAACUUCCUCAUCGUCGCCUCCAUCUCUGUCGCGCGGGAGAUCGAGGCGGCGUUUGCCAAGGUCGGCCACGUGGCCCUCAACAGGGCCGAACGCGAGGUCAGCCUCAGGCCCCCAGUCUCCAAAAGGGACCCGCGGGCCGCCGGCUGCGCGAGAACAUGGGGUUGCACGUGCGCGAGCCGGCUGUCUCGUGAGUUGUGCCCGCAUUGCGCGGCAGAUGCGCAGUUGGGCAUGCUCCGGGACAUGUUCGGCCCAAGCUUCGAUGACGACUUGCCGCUCUUCCCGGCCCGCGCUGGCGGGGUCUGCCUGAAGGCCAACGUCGUGGCGGCGCUCGAGGUCACCGCUGCGGCUUGCGGAGGGCUGGAGGUGCGCAUGAUCACGCUGCGUGCGCGGUGGGCUGGCGACACCGUUCCCCGCUAUAUCCGCGAGGCGCCCUUGGAGAAUCUUCCCGCGGAGGUGAUCGCUCUCGAGGAGAAGCGCUCGCUCAUCGAGCCCCUCGCCGCGGCGCAGGACGACGUGAUCAAGGUUGGCGACCAGGUGGCUGCCCAGAAGCAGGACGUCGCGGACGCGCUGGCCGCCCUGCGUGAGCGGCUCGCCAAACUCGACGCCGGCUCCGCCAAGCCAUGCGUCAGCGGUGGAGGCUCGAGGAGGUUCCGGGCCCACGAGGUCGCAGUGGAGGGGCUCGAUGUCCCCCCGCAGCUGUGGAUGACCAAAUGCGGCGUCAGGUUCGCCCACUGGUGCUUCACGAAGCACGCCUCCUUGGAGACCUUUCCAGAG